UCGGAAAACAGACACGAAGAUCGACCUGCACCUGUCCGGACGCCCCGGGGAGACACGAACAACUUCUGAAGGUCUAGACGGACAGCUGAGCCUGAUUAAAAUGAAACUGGAUGUGCUUCUACCUGCGCUGCUGUGUGCCAUCUGUCUCCUCGUCCUGCCGUCGUCCUCUACCCCCCACCACGAGUCAGAUGAUUCCAAGCUUCUCCAGGUGACCAUCCCCACCGGCCGGCCUGUGUUUGCUGUGCUGGGCGGCUCUCUGACAUUACCCUGCCUGGUGUCUCUGGCUCACCCACCGCCAUCCCCCUCCACCAAUGGCCGCCACGCCGUGCUAUCUCUCCCCCGGGUCAAAUGGACCGUUCUGACUCAAGGCCUAGAGAUGGAGAUCCUGGUGGCCCAAGGCGACAGGGUGAGAGUCAGCGAGGCCUACAAAGACCGAGCCACGCUGCUCAAUUACGCCUACUCCCCCGCCGACCUCACCCUGCGGUUGGAAAGCCUGAGGCACAGCGACACCGGCUUCUACCGCUGCGAGGUGCAGCAGGGUCUGGAGGAUGCUGACGAUGUCGUUCAGGUCAAGGUCAAAGGGGUGGUGUUCCAUUACCGUGAUGCAUCCAGUCGGUACGCCUUUACAUUUGAGCGGGCCAGAGAGGCCUGCAGCGAGAUCGGUGCUGAAAUUGCCACUCCAGAGCAGCUCCUGGCCGCCUACCACAGCGGAUACGAACAGUGUGAUGCGGGCUGGCUCUCAGACCACUCUGUGAGUAUUUCCCUCCACAGAUAUCCCAUUCAGAUGCCAAGAGAGGGCUGUUUUGGGGACAUGGAUGGGUUGCCAGGAGUGAGGAACUAUGGACUGUUAGAGCCUGAUGAGCUGUAUGACGUCUACUGCUACGUGGAGAAUAUUCAGGGUGAAGUGUUCCAUGGCUCCGCCCCCCAGCGUUUCACCUUCUCGGAGGCUAAGACCUACUGUCUGAGUCAUGGGGCCGAGCUGGCCAGCACAGCUCAGCUAUACGCGGCCUGGAAUGAUGGACUGAACCACUGCAGUCCGGGGUGGCUGGCAGAUGGGAGCGUGCGCUACCCCAUUGUUACCCCGAGAGAGCGCUGCGGAGGAGGUGAACCUGGGGUCAGAACUGUCUACCGCUACAGCAACCAGACGGGCUUCCCCGAGGUUCAUACUCGACACGAUGUCUACUGCUUUAGAAGCGAUAACGGCCCUUACACUGAGUCUCCUCAGGAUUUUCUUGCUACUGAACCAGAGGACAUUGGCCAGGACAUUGUGUUCUUAACUAAUCCUGCACAGGAGGAGUUCAGCCUGAGCGAGGUGACAGCAAAGGGGGGAGAAGAGGUCCAACGUGCCCAGACGGCCAAUCCUGUAAAGCAGGGUCCUGAGGAGGCUCAUCCCCCAAGAACGGGUUAUGACAAGGAACCAUUGCUGACGGUAGACCUUCAUCAGUCUGUCACUCCUCCAUCUGAGCAUCAAGCGCACUUGUUCACAGAGGAUACAUUGGAGCUCAUCGAGAAGGCCAGAUACCCAGACUCCUAUCAGCCAGCACCUGAAGAAAGCCCAGACACAGAUGAUGAAGAGUCUCACGUACUUCCAACAGCUUCUCUAAAGGCAAAUGGCGUAGUAACUGUCGGUGAAGAGUCUACUUUACCCACAACUGGUGCAACAACUUCAGAGAGUGUAGAGCCCUCAGAGCACCACAUUUCUGAGAAUGAAAGCCUGGAUGCACCAGCUGUUAAUGAAACAUCUGGAACUGAUGCAAAUGGGCUCUUUAACAGCUCUCUAGAGGUUCCUCAGGAGGGUGAUCUUCCUGUCGUACAAGAGGACCACACUCCAGACGUCCACUUGGAUCACUGCUCGGAAACUGAGCUCGUCUGCUCGAGCACCUCCGAUGAUGUUUCAGGACAGCCAGAAGAGGCCAGCGCUGGUACUUUUGAGGAGAUAUCAACGGUGAUUACUUCACCCCUCACUGAGGAAACAGAUGUUCACUCCACCACGUUGUUGCCAUCUUUUGAAAACACUUUGCCUGAGAACUAUCCAACAGAAGAGGGGUCUGGAGAGGAGAGUGCAAAUCCUCUUCUAGAUGAGGAAACACAAAACUCAGUGACUCAAAGUUUGGUUGGUAUGGACACCCCUUCCACCUCUGAACUGGUCCCUACGCCCGAUUCAGGUUAUGAUCCUACUCAAGAGCCCCUAGGUGUAACUGUAGAGUCGUCCAUCCCAGUCCGUCAUGAGGAUGAGGAAUCCAAUAGCACUUCAGAGGAGGCAGCCCCAGAUGAUCUGUUCCACCAAAAUGGACUCGUUCAUCCUGCAGAAAUCCCAACAGCAGAGGUCAUCACGGCCACAGAUGACUCAGGCUCCAGUGUAGACACCCCUGGAAUGUACAGUGAUCCGGUCACUUUGUUGGCCUCCCCUGUAUCUGUAACCCUGUCUCCCCCUUCUGUGGAGGUUGAAGCUAGAUCCCCAGAGAUUAUAACCUUCAUACCUGAAAGCAAUGCUUCAUCUGGGGCCGAACCUUUAGAGGACAUCCAGAACAAACUUGAACAGGAAGGAUUAGGAGAAAGCCCCGUUGUGUUCCUCAGCACAUCCCACAAUAUCACAGACAGUGAUCCAGAAGGGAGGGAACAAGAUUCUAGAGAGGCAUCAGGUGAAUCGUCUGGAGAAAGCCCAAAGGUGAAAACAGGACUCCUGUUGACAAAUCCAACUCUCUCAACGGACCACACAUCUGAGGUAACUGACAGUGAGGCUGACUCUGACACACCUCCUCCAUCAGAUAUAAAAAUCACACUGAUCCCUCAUCUGACCCUCACACCGGGCUGGGAACCAGAGCCUUCUCUCCCCACACCGCCGGAGUCUCACUCUGACCGGGAAUACAGCGCGGAGCCUCCAGUCGCUGAGGAAUCUGAUGAUGUCUCAAAGGAGCAAGAGGUCAUGACUGAGAUCACCACCAGCAGCAACAAUGAACAUGCAUCACACGGAGGUGACGUGGAGACCAGCACAGAUGAGCCUUCGAUUAAAAUAUGCACAUGGCGUCCGGAUGAGGAGGAAACCGUAAGUCCAACUCACACCACCGACAGCAGUGACGUGACAGUCACCGCUCCACCGAUGUACCCAAAGCAUUUUCAACAAGAAGGCGAGGAGUUGACUGCCAUGGCGGCCUCCCUGCCUGCUGCCAAAGUUUCUGCCGCAGGACAAGAAGGCAUUUCAGACUCCUGCCUGGAGAACCCUUGUUUGAAUGGGGGCACUUGUGUCGACGGUGAAUCAACAAGCUGCAUUUGCUUGGCCGGUUAUGGAGGAGACUUGUGCCAGACAGACCUGAAGGCGUGUGAGCCUGGCUGGGAGAAGUUUCAGGGCUUUUGUUAUCAUCACUUUACCAAGAGGCAGAGCUGGGAGGCGGCAGAGCAGCACUGUCGCAUGUGUGGUGGACAUCUCAUUUCAGUCAUGACCCCUGAGGAGCAGGACUACAUUAAUGAAAAAUACAGAGAAUAUCAGUGGAUUGGACUAAAUGACAGAACUAUUGAGGGAGACUUCCGCUGGUCGGACGGGAACCCUCUGCUCUAUGAGAACUGGUACAGAGGCCAGCCUGACAGCUACUUCCUGUCCGGUGAGGACUGUGCAGUGAUGGUGUGGCACGACGGCGGCCAAUGGAGCGAUGUGCCCUGCAACUACCACCUGUCCUACACCUGCAAGAAGGGCGUCUCAUCCUGUGGCGAGCCCCCCAAGGUUCCCAAUGCCAAGGUGUUUGGGAAGAAGCGGUUGCGUCACGAGACCAACACCAAGCUGCGGUACUACUGCGAGGACGGUUUUGUGCAGAAACUGAAUCCUGUAAUAAAGUGCCUGCCCGGCGGCCAAUGGGAGGAGCCUCUGAUUACUUGCUUGCCAACCCAUUCGAUGGAAGAAGACUCGAUUACCUCACUUCCUUACCAGCAUGAGGCGGCCGUGGAGGUCAUGGAGGUCAUGGAGGUCAUGGAGGUCACGGAGGUCACGGAGGUCACGGGCACAGCCACAGAGACAGCAGCUCCACUGUUCUGGGACAUUAAGUGGAAUGUUUAAAGCCAUCCUGCAUCCUGCUUUUUUAAAAAACAAUAUUCCACCUCCUCUUUCCCUCUUUUCAAGUAUCUCAAAAGACUUUCCAGUCUAGUUUCUGCAUUAAGUUAAACUUUGUAAAUCUAGUCUUUAUAUUAAAGUUGUCUCAAGGCCACAGCUCUUACAGUCAUGUAAUCCAAAUACUUGUUUUUCAGUACAAGAGGACAAAUGUUAUGAAAGUUUGAGGUGAAUUUGUGCCAGCUGAAAUGCUUCUUCAUCUAGAUAUCUUUGGUAAAGAUAACUUUCUUAUGAAACAGUCAUAUCAAGAGAUUUCCCACACUGUUCAAAACACUAAACAGAUUUUUAUCAGCACAUCCAUCUUCCUCUUUGGAUUGAAAGGUUUGUUCAUACAAUGUUCGUGUUUUUAGCUCCGGAUAGUUUGCAAGAUCCUCUCUUAUCAUUUGACUGUCUUAUACAGGACGACAUCUUGUAAUGGAAAGUCAUCACACAUCUAACUAACAAAAUGUAUAUGAACCCGAAGUUCUCAUAUUUCUUCGCAAACUCAUUUAUCAACAUAAAAGCUACAACUGACACAAAUCUGAUCCAGUUUAAAAUGCGAGUUAAUCACAUAAAUGUACGUUUUAUCAGCCUGUAUUACACUAAAUAAACCAAAUUAAAAAUAGGCUAUCAUAUAAACCAAGUAUCAAGUAGGGGAUAGGAAGUCCCAAAUAGCAUAUGGGCGAGUGGGGGGUUAAGGGAUUCUGUCCUUUACAGCAAACUUACUUUACUUACUCACAGAAGUAACAGUAACCUGUAGUGUGCUUUACUAUCAUAAUCAACAGCCAUUUUGUAACUAAUCAUAACUGUUCUUAAAGUGAUGAUUGUGGAAAUGAAAAUCAUUGACAACGUUGAAUUCUUUAAUUUGACUGCUGGAGCCACACAUGUUGUAUUAUAACACGUUCGGAACAGACUGCAGUUCAUGAUAGUUUGCAGUUUAGCAAAGUGUGAUUUAAUCCUCAGCAUCAGCUGGUCUGACAUUGACUAAAGCCUGUUCUACUUAAAAUGUGGAAGAUUCCUUGUUUUUGCUUUUGUCAAGAUUUGUGUCAAUGUUGAGAGUUACACUUCCCACAGACUGCAAUCUUGAAAAAGAUGUGUUCAUUUGAUGUGUGACAACACAUGUUGUAUGAAAAAGAAAAACUCCACACAGAUUUUGUCUUGAGGAAAUGCACUGGUGCACUGUUGUCAUAUAGUGCAAUGGUCCAUCACGGCUGCACAGCUGGGAAGAACUUAAUAACCACUAACAAGAUCUGGGUGCAGUACACUUUAAAGCGCCGCUGGAAAUAUUGCUCAUUGACAUUAAUGGCAGCGACAGCCAGCUGUUUCAACUUUCUUGACUUAAACACAGAAAUCAUGUUUUUCAAUUAAUUGCACAACUUUGACAUAAAUGAGCGACCGCUACAAGUCAGUUGAGCUAACUAGCUGUACACUCUGCCUGGAUGAUAAAACAAGUGGAAAUACUAACCAGAAAGUCUGAGUUAAAGAGAGGUUAACCACCAAGCAACUGCAUGGCGAUAUACUGUAUGUCUUUGUACUUUCUCGUGGAAGGGUUGUAGAAGUCUGGAAAGGUCAUUGUUGCCCCGAUGAGCUUCUCUUCCACGUUCACAGUAACUUUGUAAACAGCAGAUCACCAAUGCUACACAGUAAAAAGAUUUUUCAUCCUGUGGGUGAUUUUGGUCUGAAUGUCCACGAAGUCUUUCCAGAUGAAGCAGCCGAGUUGCGGCAAAAUUUGAGUCAGAUUCAACUGUUUUGCCAGAUGACCCUGUGUAUUUUUUUUGGAGCCCUCUACAUAAGACCCCCCCGUGUUGAUGGAGGGGCUCCCUUCAAAUGAAUGAAGGGACUGUGUUUUUUCACACAGGGUUAGAGUCAGUCUGCAAGAAGGAAAUCAAAGCCAGUUUAGAUGCUUGCUAGUGCCAGCUCAGCUACCCCUGUCAGUCAUGUGACCCUUGUCUUGCACAUCAUAGAAAUCCCUUGAGAGUCUCAUAGGGAAGCUGUUGUGUUGGCUCGUCUAUUGCUUUUUAACAGGCAGCUGAAAUGUGUGCUGUGUGCAUUUACACUUCUCAUUUAUUGGAUGAUAUCCAUUUAUAGAUCACAUUUUAAUACCAGGUUAAAUUGGGGUCUGAAUAGCUGGCACUGUAGGUGUUGAGCUCACUCACUCCAAUCUUAGAAACACCUAAUAAGUCACCUGUAUGUGGAGGAGAUUCCUGCCAGUGAUCACACCUGAAGUUAAUAUGAGCAAUUACUGUAGACUGAACUGAGGCCAUCCCAUGAAUGUGAAUGGGCUCCCUUUCUCCUGGCUUGCAGUCCCGCUCUGUUUUAUGUUGAUGAUAGAUUAUUCUCAAAUACAUUUCAAAUACUUUACAUUUUAAGUGCAGCUUUAAUGUGAGCAGAUAAUGUGAUAAAUCAAUGUCUCAAAACACAGAUUUGCUGACAAUUCAACCACUGUUUUAUUCAUGGGGACAAAAUAGACUGCUUCCUCACUUUUGAUUCUUUUCUUUUAUUUUUUAUCUGGAUAAAGAGAAAGUUUCAACAGGGAAACGGAAAUGAAUCAGACACCAACAACACAAAGCUGAACUUCCUGACUAUCUGUGUGCACACAUGACAUCUUUUUUAAGAGAGCAGUUCACCAACUCUGCCCGUCCUCUGGUGCUUUUUAUUCAGGUGUCUCUAGGACUUUGUUGUAUGGUUUGCUAAUAUGAACUGUACUGCAUCUGUAUACGACCAGAAGUAUAUUAGCAUACAUUAUUCUAAUCAGAUUAAUUUUAAAUGUAUCUAGAUUAUUCUACACUGGUACUCUUCAGAGAUCGAUGAGGAAACAAAUAUUUUGAUGAUGUAACAAAAUCUUGUCUACUGUAUUGUUUCUAGUUUUCAAAGAACUACUGUAAUACACACUGUGACAGUAACAAUGCAGGCGAUGUUAAUUGUUGAACUAAUGAACACAUAGUAAAUGUUUGAAGUAUCAAUAAUAUUCUAAAA
This is a messenger RNA of Micropterus dolomieu (smallmouth bass), 7054 nucleotides long. RefSeq names its product brevican (gene bcan). Lineage: Eukaryota; Metazoa; Chordata; Actinopteri; Centrarchiformes; Centrarchidae. The transcript has 15 exons. Gene Ontology annotation, biological process: cell adhesion. The coding region runs from base 101 to 4048 and encodes 1315 amino acids. Gene Ontology annotation, molecular function: hyaluronic acid binding; signaling receptor activity. The record is from RefSeq and is a predicted model, not a curated record.